UUUUCUAGAGCAGCUAUACCCUAUAGCUUCAAUUUGUUGAACCAUAAUCCACAGAAAGAGCAACAAGAGUCCCAAGUCAACUUUUCAGGACCGCAAUUCGUGACAAAACUGAGUCAAAAUACCCCCACCCUAAAACAAACACAUGAAAAUUUCAGACACAAACAGAACCCUUAUGCACAAUCGGUACAGCAAGCUUUUUAUUAUUUGGAGAAGGCAGUUGACCAGUUGCAUCCCGAUGCCCUCUAUCUCUUAGGAGCUGUAUACUUGACCGGCGAUUGUGUGAGCCAGGACAUUCCCUCCGCCAUUUGGUGUUUCCAUAGAGCAUCUGAAAAGGGUCAUGCUGCUUCUGCCAUAGCCUAUGGAUCUCUUCUCCUUGCAGGUGUUCGCAUUCCUGAAUCAGUAACCAAAUUCAAUGUGAAGAAAGCAUCCUCAAACAGAAAACUGAGGAACGAUUCUGGAGCUGAUGAGUAUGAUCCAGUUGAGAUGGCAAGAGAUCAAUUUGAAAUUGCUGCUAAUGCAGGAUGCGAUCUUGGAUUGAAAUGGCUGAAACUUCUUGACGAGGAAGAGAAAAAGAAAACCGGGAUGAGCUCUUGAUGCCGGUCUUAAUACAUAAGAUUCAGCUACCUUUAAUAAUUAUGGUCUUGAUAGCUUAUAAACUGUUGGAAACACCUGUAAUGAAAUUGUAUUUAUUUUGUUAUGAAUAGAAGAAGAAUGGAAAAAUAGAAUGAGAAAAGGUAGUGGAAAACUUAUGUAAUGGUUCAAUUCAAAAUUUAUGUUUAUUUAUCCAA
This is a messenger RNA of Salvia hispanica, 788 nucleotides long. Lineage: Eukaryota; Viridiplantae; Streptophyta; Magnoliopsida; Lamiales; Lamiaceae. The record is from RefSeq and is a predicted model, not a curated record.